GCUGUAACUGUAACCGUUACAGCUGGAUUGAGUGCAGGAGCCAGUGGUUUCUUUUUCCUUUCUUUUGAUUUGAAAGAUCUAUAGAUUUUUUUGUUGUUUUAUAGCUUAAAAAGGUGCAUUUGCAGCUGAUUUGCAGAGACUGAGAUCAUGCACUCGGCUGCUUCUGAUUCUACAAGCAGUCCGACACAAUCACGUAAAGCAGCAGCCAUGGACAAUGGAAUGCAGGGAAUCCACGUGGUUCAAACUAAUGGACUGGACUUACAGCAGAAACCAAAUGGACAAGCAGCAAGUGCAAUCAGCAACGUGCAGGCACAAGCCUUCCUUCAACAGUUGAGCCUGAGUUCAGCGCUGCAGCAGGCUCAGUUCCUGGCAGCAGCUGUGCAGCAGUCGGCAGGCCAGCAAAGCAGCACCACUGGAGACAACAUUUCUGCCUCUGCAGCCACACCUGUCACCCAGAUCCCCCUCUCCCAACCAAUCCAGAUUGCUUCGCAGCUGCAGCCUUCAGGCCUGAACCUGCCGCAGUUUGUGUUUGUGCAGCCUGGCCAGCUUCAGCCCACCCAGAUCAUCCUCUCCCCUUCACCUCAAGGCCAGACUGGUCUCCUUCAAGCCCAGAAUAUUUUCACACAAUUACCUCAAAGCCAAGCCCAUGUCCUGCAGUCUCAGGUCACACAGAUGGUCUCUACACAGGCAGCAACCCCUACUCGAAAGAUAGCUGCCAUGCCUGCUCCUACACCCCCCACCCCAAAGCGUGUAGAUGUUUCUCUAGGGGAAGAGGCCAGUGACUUAGAGGAACUAGAGCAGUUUGCCAAGAAUUUUAAACAGAGAAGAACUAAACUGGGCUUUACUCAGGGAGACGUGGGCUUGGCCAUGGGCAAACUUUAUGGAAAUGAUUUCAGUCAGACCACCAUCUCCCGCUUCGAGGCCUUGAACCUGAGCUUCAAGAACAUGUGCAAACUGAAACCUUUGCUGGAGAAGUGGCUUAAUGAUGCAGAGAACAUCACAUCAGAUUCUGCAGUCGCUAGUCCCAGUGACCUGUCCCCAGGCCUGUGUGAGGGCUUGAACCGCCGCCGCAAGAAGAGGACCAGCAUCGACACAAACAUUCGCGUUGCCUUGGAGAAAAGCUUUCUGGAGCAGAGUCACAAGCCUACCUCUGAUGAGAUUACGCUGAUCGCGGAUCAGCUGAACAUGGAGAAGGAAGUGGUGAGAGUGUGGUUCUGUAAUCGUCGGCAGAAGGAGAAAAGGAUCAACCCUCCGAGCAGCAGCGUAUCCAGCACACCGGUUAAAACCAUUUUCACCGGCUCUACACCGGUGUCCACUGCAUCGAGUGCACUAACUAUAAACCCUGCAUUCCCCCUGGGUACCUCUGUUCCCAGCCUCACUCUCGCUGGUACAACUCUGGGUCCGGUCACCUCAAACACAGCGUCAGUCAUUUCUUUGGCACCAGCUAUCGCCACUCCAGCUUCAACGAUCACAUCACCAUCACUCACAACCUCUGCCACUGCCGUAACCCUGAGCAGUUCUAGGCAGAAUGCAGUUGCUGCAUCUGAGGCUGGUGCCACCAUUGCAACAGCAGCACAGGGUGCAGGUCAGUUUGUGGUGACGCCAGCUGCGCUGGGUGGAGCUAACCUGGCCGCCAUGGCAGCAGCAGCAGGAAUCAUUGCGCCCUCCCAGUUAACGCAAGGGGGAACAUUACUGAGUUUGGCUCCAGCAGCUCUUGGCAAUGCUCUGAAUCCAACAGCACUAAUGAACAACUCCACACUGGCCACCAUUCAAGCACUGGCGUCUGGAGGAACAUUACCUAUCACCUCCAUCGACGGAAACGGCAACAUGCUGUUUGCCAACACGAGUGCAGGAGGUACAGGUCCCAGCUUGGUGACCACCCCUCUUUUCCUGAACCCCUCCACUCUGUCACUUCUCCCCACCAGUGUAUUGUCAACAGGUGGAGUCACAGGUGGGGCUCUAAACCUACAGGUGACCAAUAGCAUGCACCAGAGCGCUAUUGCUGCAACAGCAUUGCCAGUCAAAAGCAUCACUGUGGCCUCCAAGGCUCAAUGAACUUCUGGCUUCUUCCUUCUCUUUUCUUAGACUUUAUUUAAUCCCUGUGCUAUUACCAAAUAUUGAGACUUUUUAUUAUUACAUCUAUUCUUUAACCUUCUCCUCCUUGUGCCAGGAAACUAUUUUUCCUUUUUUCUGGACAAUGCGGACUCUCUUUCUUAGCAAAUUGUGUCUUAGGACCUAAAUACGUUUUUGACUGUACUCGCUGUACUACUUGUGGCACAUGCUGAGGAAGCAGAUGUAUUAUCUUUAUCUUAUAUUUUGUUUGCAUGGGUUGGAGGGUCUUUUUUCUUUUAAAAAAUCAGCUUAAAAAAAAAUGACACACUCAACCAAAAAUAUAAGACUUUUUUGAUAAGUUAACAAACUGAACGUCCUUAUAUAAAUGAGAUUACUCAGCACAAGAGAGUUUAUAUUUCACUUUGUACAAGGUUCCUUUUAUUUCUGGGCCUCUUUGUUUUUAGGUCCAUUGUAGAAUAUUUCAGAUUUACAACCAUGAUCAUUUCAUAUAUUUUAUAGUUUAAUUUAGAUAUGUUACUGAAAACUAUUGUCUUGGUGGAUGUUUCGGGGCUUUUUAAAAUUGUUAUUGUUCUGACUAUUGCAUCACUUUAUGAACUCGGUUAGAAGGCUUUAAAAAAAAACUAGAAAUAAAACACAGAGGCUCUGGUUCAAAGCAGCGCCUCUUCAAGAGCAAUGCAAGUGGUCUUUGUUCUGUUGAACCAUCGUCUGCAAACACUGAUUUUACUUUUAGCUCUUGAUCAAUGGGACAGUGACUCAAGGGUGGAGGUUGUCUGUAAACAGCACUGAUUUAUAUAAGUAACAAAUGUAAUACAGGAAACAUUUAUAGUGUGACACUUUAUACAGUGUUCAUAUGUUUUUUCUGUAACAGAUCUGUAAAAUUAGUAACAUUUCCACUAAUUUGGUUUUAAAAGGUAAGAGAAACAUUUAGGCAGUUUCUUUAUUAAUGUAGCUUUGCACAAUAACAUAUUUAUCCUGUCUUCCCUCACAAAUGUAUUCUUUCAUAGCUACUGUUUCCAGGUUGGACAAAAUUCCCAUACCUUUCACAUGAGUGUAGUGCAGAACUAAAAGCUGGUUCAGUGGUGAAGCAUGUGUUCAAUCACAUGCUGUGUGGUUGUUUUUGCUAACGCACAACAGAUAUGUACAAGUGGUGUUAAUUGAUAAAAAUUAUUUAAUCAGAUUAAUUAAUGACAAUAUAAAAUCAAUUUGCUUUCUUUAAAGUUUGGGAUAAAAAACUAAAUGAAUAAAUGUGUAGUGUUCUUCUAAUGUGGCUUCUAAUUAGUAAAGGUUGUAGGGAGAGUGUUAGACACACAAACAAUAAAUUUCAGACCCGGAAGCUUAAAUGGAUCACAGCAAUGAGUUAGUUAUAUUAAUUAUAUUAAUCUAUAUUUAUCAAGCAUAAUUUAAAAAAUACCAGUGUGUUUACAUCCCUAGUUAAAUAAAAGCUAGUUAAAGCUUUCUUGUGAUCGAAAAAUGCAGUCGCCUUGGACAGUGGAGCAAAAUGUAUAAACAUUGAACAACUUGAGCUACUGCAGUCCAUUAUCGCACUAGGUUUGAAUCAGCCUUAAGUAUGUAUGAUUUGGCCCUAGAAUUAAACUUUUUUUUGUUUGUUUGUUUGUUUUUUCCAAUUUUAUGAGCUUUGCUCUGAUUGGCUGCUUCACAGAAGCCACAUAGCAUUGCAAAGGAAAGCAUUGACAGUGCAACAUUUCUUAAAUAUCCUCUGUGCAGACUCUGGUGGCAGAUCACCAUAUAAAGCAAAAGUGUAUUGAACCCCAUGAUGAAUAAAACCACAUAAUCAGCUACACACAAACAAAAUAAAUGUGAUUGGAAAUUAAUAAAACACACUAUAAAUAAUGUGGGUUAUUAAACAGUAACUAUGAAAGAAUGAGGAGCAUGGAUAGGUCAUGUUAGCUGAGCAAAAGCUAAUAAUAAAAUUUUUUUAUUACUUUUUUUUUUAUCUCUUUUUAAAGACUAGCUCAGCAUUUGAGCGAUGGUGUUGAGGCAAAUAGAUCUGAUAAGAAGUUUCAACCAAAGUAAACUGGUAGCUGCUAAAUUUCAAUAGAAAUAGAAAUAAAAACAAAUUUCAUAAAUGACUUUAAAUAGACUGAGUAGAUCAAAAAUGCAUGUGUUGUAGGUUCAGCAUCUACCCGAGGCUGUUUAUCAUAUGUACAUAAAGACUGUUGGACUUUGUAGAGAGUAUAUAUUUUUGUAGAAAUACCUCAGCAGCAUUUAAUACUAAAGCGUAAUACUGAUGUUAAAGGCAUUCUGGAUUUGUGGAAAUAUAUAUCUAUGGUUUUUAGAUGAAUAGCGCAGCUUUAGAUGUGGCCAUAGAGCAUUCCAAUGAUUAGUGAUGCUCACAGUUACUUGAAUGUUGUAGGAUGAGUGAUUUGUUACUCCAGCGUAGAAAAGUACUUCAGUUUAAUAGAAUUAUUACACUUUACCAUUGGCUUUAAACAAAGCUAACCAGCUUUUCUAAAAUUCUCUGUACCUUUUCUAUGUGCCUGACUAACUGCUGUUUUAUUCAGCAGCUGUUCUAUUCACCCCCUCCCCUCCUCACUGGCCUUAAUAAUUAACAAUGCCUAUAUAACUAUUUAGAAGAGACAUUAUAGAUUAGGGUUAUCUUUAAGGCUGUGUUUAAUUUUAUACUUGGCACCAAAGUCACUUCUAAUGCUAUGCAAUUUAUCUAAAUGACCAAUUAAAAACACUGCACAAGAGUCAGGUGAUCUUGUAAUACUUGGGUAUAAAGUACUUCUUUUUAGCUGUGUGGUUUAAGGCCUAUUCACACAAAGUAUGAUCUUUUUUUUGGGGGGGGUGAGGGAAAAAAUAAGUGCAAUUUUUGAACUUCUAACACAAAGUCUGACAUUUUUAUAUUUCUGGGAAAAUCCAUAUUUCAAACAGAUUUUUUCUCUUUUUCUUUUUUAGUAAUAAAUUACAUCAGUGUCCUGGCAUUAUUACCUCUACAAUAUCUAUUAUUAUAUUAUUCUAAAAAUAGAGUGGUCUGGUAAGUAUGUUUGAUACAGUAACUUUCUACAUUUUGAUAUUUUUUUCAUAAGUAAUCAAAAAUACGAUAUGAUGAAAAACACAGAAUUUCACACAAUUUAUAUAUAUUAACUUGUAUUAAAAGGACUCUUCUGCAUGAUCUGUGCAAUUUCACAUUUGCACCAGAGAGGAUCUCCAAACCCCCAGUCCCUAAAACUUACGUAAUGUUGCUUUAAAAAGCACCAAGGAUGCACCAAAUAAAACAUUAUGGUCGAAACAGAAAAUGGUCUUUAUAAAUUAUUACAUCAUUUUACUUCUGUUAUCUGUUUUCUUUAACCUCAGAUUCAUAGAAAAAAAUUACAUGGCAUUGCAGUUAAUCAGUUUCAGACUUGGUGUUAUAAGUGUUAUCAAUUCUAUAAAUUGAUGAUAAUGUUCUUUGGGAGCCUUUUUAAUUUUUAUUUUACAAAUCAGAUCAGACUGUGUGAAUAGGCCUUUGGACUUUUUUUGUUACAGUACUGAUUUACAUAAGCAACACAUUAUCACAGAAAGACUAAAUACUACUGCAUUGCUAAUACUACUAUUGUGGGUCUGUAGUUAUUUUUUAUUUUAUUUCAGUUUCUUGCCAAAUUAAAUGCCUUCUUCUAAUGCAUGUAUGUGCUCUGUCUCUCAGUAGGAAUACUCCUUUUUUUCUUGGUCAUUGAAAUGCUUGUUUUUUACGUUUGUGUUGUCUGUCUUUUUACUGUCUUUUAUUUUGUAGUUAUCAAAAAAAAAUAAACUAUAGGUCUAGGUUUCAAAAAAACAAAAGUCCAGUUAAUCUGUGUUAUUAAGGAAGAAGAGUACUAAAUUGGUCUUAAUAGAGAUUAAAUUCACUUCAGGUUUCUCCACUUAGGUCAUAAUUAUGAAACACUAGAAAUACCAAAGAUUUUUAUGACUAACGACACACAGAAUAAUCCCCCUCCCCUUACAAACUCAAAAUAUACACUAUGUGGACAUAUGUAUUGGGACACGUAAUAAUUAAAUACAGGUGAUUUUAAUAAGUUACCACAAAUGUAAAAAAAAAUAUAUAUAUAUCUGACAUUGGUGAAAGAAUGGAUGGUUCUAAAGAGCUCAGGGGUGCUUCUUUGUCCUUAGUCACAAUGUUUGAGUGUAACAGACCCUUUUGUACAAUUGUAUGGUUUCAGAUUCAUAAAAACAGAUUGGGGAAGGCCCUUUUCUAUUGCAGCAGAAACAUGUAGGCUUCCCAAUACAUUUGUCUACAUAGUGGACCCACAUCUGCUAUUAUCUUAAUAUUAAAGAACUGUUUUAUUGUGUAUUUAAUGAAUUUGUACAGUACCUUAGUUUUAAAUUUAAUGACUUUCUACUUAACCUUAAUUUGCAGUAGACUUUCAUAACCCCCUCUCAAAUUAAAUACUGUAAGUGUUACUAAACCAAAGAUUCUGUCUUUCUAUUGUUUAGUUAUUUCAUUCCUUUUUUUAGCUAUAAUUUGUGUCAUUUAAAUCAUCGUAGCCUCUGUUCGUUCUUUCCACACUGCAAGGAUUCUGAUAAAACAGGGGUGAGUGUAAGAACAAGACAUUUUUGUGUUUUGUUCUUAAAAGUGGCCUUUUUUAUAUUUUGGAAUCUAAGCAUGUUCUUAUCAAGGUCAAUUGUUUUUAUCACUACAGAAUGUGUUUCAUUUAACGUUUUAUUGUUGUGAAAGGGCUGAUACAGGUUUUUUUUUUUUUUUCAGAAAUAAAUAAAAUGCACACAGAUAAGACUGUCCUUGUAUUUUAAUCUAAUGAAUCAUUAGGUCAUUGAUGCUGUAUCCUGCUGUUUGUUUUAUUUUGUUUCAUUAAUGUCCUUGGCGUAGUUUUUGUUUCUGUUAGAUUAUGAAAGAUGCUGUAGCUGUGUAUAUAUCAUUAAAUCAUUUUCAGUGUGUUGUCA
This is a messenger RNA of Astyanax mexicanus (Mexican tetra), 6969 nucleotides long. It is a transcript of the gene pou2f1a, whose product is annotated as POU class 2 homeobox 1a. The transcript is spliced from 14 exons. Gene Ontology annotation, molecular function: DNA-binding transcription factor activity, RNA polymerase II-specific; RNA polymerase II cis-regulatory region sequence-specific DNA binding. Lineage: Eukaryota; Metazoa; Chordata; Actinopteri; Characiformes; Acestrorhamphidae. The coding region runs from base 148 to 2055 and encodes 635 amino acids. The record is from RefSeq and is a predicted model, not a curated record. Gene Ontology annotation, biological process: regulation of transcription by RNA polymerase II. Gene Ontology annotation, cellular component: nucleus.